Molecule: messenger RNA, 2764 nt
Organism: Planococcus citri (citrus mealybug)
Lineage: Eukaryota; Metazoa; Arthropoda; Insecta; Hemiptera; Pseudococcidae
Product: heat shock 70 kDa protein II-like
Exons: 7
Coding region: 271-2349 (692 amino acids)
Cellular component (GO): cytosol; nucleus; plasma membrane
Molecular function (GO): ATP-dependent protein folding chaperone; ATP binding
Source: RefSeq, a predicted model, not a curated record
ACCCAGUAUAUGAGCAUCAGCUUCGUAUACAGUCGACAGUGUCAGCAAGUCUACGCAUAACGCAUCGAAACACUUGCACCUUGAAAAGCCUUGUCUUCAGUCUAGCAUAAAAACCAGUUGCGUAUUGAUGGAAUUCGGUAUCACACGCAAUCGAUAGUAAUUUGCAAAAUCAUAAUAAUACACAAAAAUAUUCGUCACGUUUAGUUUCUAGUUUGUGAUUUGGUGCAAUUUUCAGUGCAGGUGGUAAAAAAUUACGGUACUGUUAAGGAUAUGGAUGCUCCAGCGAUUGGAAUUGAUCUGGGCACUACGUACUCUUGUGUUGGUGUCUUCCAGCACGGGAAAGUCGAAAUUAUCGCAAACGAUCAUGGUAAUCGAACCACGCCGAGUUGUGUCGCUUUUAUUGGUAAUGAAAUUGUGAUCGGCGAAGUAGCUAAAGAUCAAUCCACCAGAAACCCAGAGAAUACAAUUUUCGACGUCAAAAGAUUAAUGGGUCGUAAAUUCGACGAUGUAUCAGUUCAGAGUGAUAUGAAGCAUUGGCCUUUUCGAGUCAUUAACGAUAAUAAUAAACCGAAAGUUCAAGUUGUUUUCGAAGAUGCUACUAAAACGUAUUUCCCCGAAGAAAUAUCUGCGAUGAUUUUGCGAAAAAUGAAACAGACUGCGGAGGCGUAUUUGGGUAAAAUUGUCGCAAAUGCAGUCAUUACUGUACCUGCGUAUUUUAAUGAUUCUCAAAGAGCAGCAACAGUAGAUGCUGCCAAAAUCGCCGGGCUCAAUGUAUUGCGUAUAAUUAACGAACCCACUGCAGCUGCCCUCGCUUACGGAUUGGGUAAAAAAAACACAAAUGAAACCACAUUGAUUUUUGAUCUGGGCGGUGGAACUUUCGACGUCUCCAUCUUGACUAUCGAUAAUGGUGUUUUCCAAGUGAUUUCAACCGCCGGCGAUACUCACUUGGGCGGCGAAGAUUUCGACACUAAAAUGGUCGAUCAUUUCGUUCAAGAAUUCAAACGUAAACAUCGUAAAAAUCUCACUGCUGGAAAGGGAAACAAAAAAGCUCUACGUCGUCUGCGAAUUAAUUGCGAACAAGCGAAAAGAAUUUUGUCAUCGUUGAGUGAGGCCAAGAUUAGUAUUGAUUCUCUUCACAGUGGCAUCGACUUCGAUAGUUCAAUCUCCCGUGCUCGUUUCGAGGAAUUGAACGCUGAAUUUUUUCAAAGCAUGAUGACAACCGUUGAAAAAGCCCUCCAGGAUGCUGAAAUCAAGAAAACCGACAUCGAUCACGUCGUUUUAGUUGGCGGUUCAUCCCGUAUCCCAAAAGUGCGAAAAAUGUUACGAGAUGUCUUCGAUGGGAAAGAGUUGAACAACUCCAUCAAUCCGGACGAAGCUGUGGCAUAUGGAGCUGCUGUUCAAGCCGCUAUACUAAUUAAUAAUAGCGGUGAAAAAUCAAAAGAAUUACUAGAUGUAGUGUUAUUCGAUGUUACACCAUUGUCCUUAGGUGUCCAUGUCAAAGAAGGGACGAAUAUUGCCCAUAAUGGCGAUAUGGCAGUGAUUAUUAAACGUAACACCCUCAUUCCAGCAAGAUACACUGAUGGAUUCCAGACAUCGCGCGACUAUCAAACUAAAGUAACUUGCAAAGUGUACGAAGGUGAAUAUAUUUCAACGAAAGAUAACCAUUUACUGGGUGAAAUCUCGCUUGAAGGCAUUACGAGUGCACUUCAUGGUGAAACGAAAGUUGACGUGACUUUCGAAAUCGAUGCUGAUGGUAUUUUGAACGUGACUGCUGUGGAACCAUCGACUGGCCUUAAAAACCAAGUUACCAUCGCGUAUGAUAAAGGUCGUCUCAGUAAAGAUGAAAUUGCUCGAAUGAUUAAAGAUGCCGAAGAAUUCGACAUGAAGGAAAAGCUGAGAAAAGCUGCAGUUGCCGCCAAGAGUUCUCUAGAAGAAUACUGUACCAAUGUAAAACGCACAGUGCAAGAUGAAAAAUUGAAAAAUAAAAUAGACGAAUUCGAUAAAAAAAUAAUAUUGAAGAAAUGCGAAGAAACCAUUGCUUGGUUGAAUUCAAACCAGUCAGUGGAUAAAGACCAGUACGAAUUUAAGCUAGAAGAACUGAAAAAUAUAUUCGAUGUGAUAAUCUGCAUUUCUAAUCAACCAGAAAGAAGCGAAGACAAGUAUUAUGAAAUAUUGAACGUGACGAGAAAUUCCUCCAAAACAGAAAUCCAAAAAGCUUUUAGGAAUGCAGCUUCGAAAUACCAUCCAGAUAAAUACAAAGGAGACAAAGAAAUAGGAAAUUUAUACUGGCUUACGUUCAAGAAAGCAAACGAUUUUCUCAUCAAACUCUUGAAAGGAAAUUCCAAAUGACAGCAGCUCGAGGUUACGAUGAUCGGUUUCAAUUUUUCAACUGGAUAGUGAAUUCAGAUUUGAAAGAGUCCAGAUCUCCUUGUAAAUUUAUAUACCUAUUUUAAAGAUACCUUAACAAUGUAUUUUAAUAUGCCUAUGCAUUGUUUAGGUUGAGAUCGUGAGAUCAUUUUCGUGUUUUCUUUUUUUUUUUUUUAUUACCUUAUAUUCUUACUUGCCGAGCCAUAAUGAUUUUAUUAAACGAAAACUUCAUUUUUUUGUAAUAAUUUUCUCUAUUUUAGCCUGAAAAACAGUUUUUUACUAAUUUGUGAUAUUUUAGAUGAUUUGAUUUAUACGUUGUAUUAUUUAGAUAGCUUAUGAUACUGAUAUAUUCAUUUAUUAUGUUAAACAUACCUACCUAACAAUUCAUUUUAAUGUA